This is a messenger RNA of Pseudophryne corroboree (corroboree frog), 3261 nucleotides long. RefSeq names its product WW domain binding protein 11 (gene WBP11). The transcript is spliced from 12 exons. The coding region runs from base 148 to 2064 and encodes 638 amino acids. Lineage: Eukaryota; Metazoa; Chordata; Amphibia; Anura; Myobatrachidae. The record is from RefSeq and is a predicted model, not a curated record. Gene Ontology annotation, biological process: RNA processing. Gene Ontology annotation, cellular component: spliceosomal complex.
ACCAAAUGUUUCCCUCUAGUGACCCGGCCACGGCGUUUACCGCACACGUGAGCAGAGCACCCUGUGUGUCGCUGUGACCCCGGAAGCAGACGUAGUGGUUGCUAUAUUUCUCAGUGGGGAGGGUGGACGUAAGAAACCUGCAGCAAGAUGGGGCGGAGAUCUACGUCCUCCACCAAGAGUGGGAAGUUCAUGAACCCUACAGAUCAAGCACGAAAGGAGGCGCGGAAGAGGGAACUGAAGAAGAACAAGAAGCAGAGGAUGAUGGUGAGAGCCGCUGUGCUGAAGAUGAAAGAUCCAAAACAGAUUAUCCGGGACAUGGAGAAACUUGAUGAAAUGGAAUUUAACCCCGUGCAGCAGCCGCAGCUCAACGAGAAAGUGCUGAAAGACAAACGUAAAAAGUUACGGGAGACGUUUGAGCGGAUUCUGCGUCUGUACGAGAAGGAAAACCCGGAAACCUACAAAGAGCUGCGGAAGAUUGAGCUGGACUACGAGCACAAGCGCUCCCAGCUGAGUCAGUAUUUUGAUGCCGUGAAGAACGCCCAGCACGUGGAGGUGGAAAGCAUCCCACUGCCAGACCUGCCCCACGCUCCGUCCAAUAUUCUGAUUCAAGACAUUCCCCUGCCAGGAGCCCAGCCGCCAUCCAUCCUGAAGAAGACCUCUGCUUACGGACCCCCUGGGCGAGGCGGUGUCUCCCUGCCUUUCCCACCAGGCCAUGGAGUUCCCCGCUUACCCCCAGGCAAGAAGCCCCCAGGACCGCCGCCAGGCCCUCCCCCGCCCCAGGUACUGCAGAUGUAUGGGCGUAAAGUCGGGUUUGCUUUGGAGAACAUCAUGAGGAGGCGGGAAGAUGAGCGAUACAGCCCGGACGGAGGACAAAGGGGUCUCGAUGGUUCCAGCUCAAGUGACGAUGAGGGUUACGCUAAUGAGAUGGAACAGGACAAGGAGGAUGAAGGCAGCAGCGACGAGGACAGUGACAGCAAUCAGUCGGACGGAAGGGACAGUGACAGCACAGAGUAUGCUCAGCGAGAGGAUGAAAGGAAAAACAGCAGCGACAAGAAGGGAGGUCACAACGUACGUUUUGCUGAUGCUACGGACAAAUCUCAGAAAAAGAGGAAGAAGAGCGUGAAGGAUCUGACCCCGCUUCAGGCCAUGAUGUUACGUAUGGCUGGUCAGGAGGUGACGGAGGAAGACGAGGAUAAUGACGCGGAGGAAUAUCUAUCCAGCUCAUCAUCCGAUGAGGAUUCCGGCUCUGAGGACGAGCAGCGUACAGAGGAGUCCACAGCUGAUAAGUCGGAAACUAGCUCCAAGGCACCCAUUACAGUGCCUCCACCUCUUAAUGUGCCGCCACCACCGCUGCAGAUGCCACCCUCUAUCAUGUCAGGACCACCUCCCCUCGGUCCACCACCAGUUCCACCACUUCGGCCUCCCGGACCACCAUCAGGAAUGCCACCAGGACCACCGCCUGGAGCGCCUCCGUUUUUGAGACCCCCUGGUCUUCGUGGCCCACCGCCACGCCUGUUACCACCAGGACCUCCGCCCGGCCGUCCUCCUGGCCCCCCUCCCGGUCCUCCUCCUGGCUUGCCACCAGGUCCCCCACCACGUGGCCCGCCCCCACGUCUGCCUCCGCCAGCACCCCCAGGUAUGCCCCCUCCUCCUCGCCCAAUGUUGCGCCCUCCCUUGGGUCCUCCUCCCGGCUCGGCACCCCCAGGCCUUUAUCCUCCGACACCAGUGGCAAACCCAGGUGUGCUAAGUGCACCUCCCAGCUUAAUACAGAGACCCAAAUCAGACGAGAGCGGGGCCACCAUUGAGAAGAAGGCCACUGCCACGAUCAGCGCCAAACCGCAGAUCACAAAUCCUAAAGCGGAGGUGACUCGGUUUGUCCCGACUGCCCUCCGUGUGCGCAGGGAGAACAAAGGGUCAGGUGUCGCUCCUCAAUCAAGGAAACAAGAGGAGGAGGUGACGAGGCCGGUGGCCAAAGCUGGUCCCAAGAUAGGAGCACCGAUGCCGGUGCAGACCAAGGACGAUAUGUACGAAGCCUUUAUGAAAGAGAUGGAAGGGCUUCUCUAGAGCUGCGGAUAUGUACUUUUAUUUAGAAGUCAUCCUGUUUAAGCUUCCCACAGCACCUCCUGAACGUGUGAUGUUGUGCAAACCAUCCGCAGACUGUGUCUGUAAUAGGGAUCGCUGAUCCCUUUGUGUUCCCCCUGAUGAUACCGUGGAUUGUGGUCAGACUGUUCUCGCCAGACCGGUAGCAAUCUAGGUCUAUUGUUUUGACCAUUCACAACUCUUUUUAAUUUCUUAGUAUUAAACAUGUGACCUAAGUAGAAUGUUUAAGUUAGUCCUUUAUUGUUUUUAUUUGGUAUUGAUGAAUUAAGUUUCUCUUCUCUUACACAUCUCCAUAUCAGAGCAGAAGAAUGCGUGUCGUUUAUGUGGACGUCGCCUAUCUGGUGUUCAUUCAAGGCCCAGGUGUGGUUUCCCUGCACUUGGGGAUAAAGUAUUUUACUACACAAUAUAUUUACAAUAGGCCGCUUUUCAGUAUCCCAUGGAUGACCUCCAAUACAGGACUACUUACCUCUGGUCCUCAAGCCCCCACCCAGAUGAAAACCUGAGGGUCAUGGUUUUCGUAUUUCUGUAGGUGAACACUGGAUGUGCUUCUUUUUGGCAGCCAUCUUUAAUUAGGGAGGAUUCAGACCCAGGAGCACAAGAGGGGUGGGGCAGUGCGAGAGGGAGGAGCAGAAGAUGGGUGGGGCAGUGCGAGAGGGAGGAGCAGAAGAAGAGGUGGGGCAGUGCGAGAGGGAGGAGCAGAAGAGGUGGGGCAGUGUGAGAGGGAGGAGCAGAAGAGGUGUGGGGCAGUGUGAGAGGGAGGAGCAGAAGAGGGGUGGGGCAGUGUGAGAGGGAGGAGCAGAAGAGGGGUGGGGCAGUGCGAGGAACAGAAGACAGGUCACGCAGGUAUUACAUGCAUAGUUGCCAUCCGACGCUAAAUCUGAUUAGUUCAUAGAUCUUGUUUUUCUAUUGUAUGGUUUGGUUGGGUUUCAGAAUACUUUUUUUUUUUUUUAUAUAUAUAUAUUAUUAUUGCUUUUGACUCGCCCAUUUUACUGUAAAUAAUUUUAUUUUUUAAUUAUAAUAUUUGUGUUUUUACAUUGAUUUAUACCAUUGUUUCUCGGGCUGAAUAAAUGACUGCACACCUUCAUUGUUACUGGAGAUGAGAGCAAUUGCCAUAGCUUUAAUACUAUGAUGUAAAGUGAAUAAAGAUUGAUGUGUACAGCG